AUUAUAAAAAACAGAGAAGCGAGGAAAGCCAAAUAGCUAACAAAAGCAAACCCCCAAAGCUCCACGCCCGUGAAUAAGUUCUUCCUUAAUUUCCUGUUGUUGGAAAAAAAAAGGAAGAAACGAAAGAUGAUCAAGGAGGAAAAUUAACAUAACCGAACGAUCUUCAAUCCACGAAACAACACGUCUGCGUUCUCUGAUUCUAUCAUUUCACCAUUCGAUUUGACCGGAAAAUUGUGUCUACGAUCGAUUUCAUGACUCUUAGACUGAUGAUAUGUCGCCGGCUUUGGUAGAUUUUCGAACUCCGACGACCACAUCACGAAUGCAAUCAACGAACCCUAACGCUUCUAAAGGUCAGAUCUCUUCUCCUUUCCUCUUUGGUUUUUCUUCGAACAAUUUGCAGAGGAAGUCAUCGGUUACGGAUUCUGAGACAAUGAACUCAUCGAGAGUUGGUCAUGGAGCAGCUUCCAGAAGUGGGAAUGCAAAUGAGGGUAAUAUCGAUAUCUUUUUUGCUUCCCCUUCUGUGUCUCGUGUUGCUUCUGGGAAGCCAUCGGUGACACCAUCAUCGGGUCUUUCGAAGCCUCGGUUUGUGAAGGUGAGGAAACACUUGGAUGCGCAGCAGGUGAGGGCGCCAUCUGUUUUUGAGAGUCGGGCCGAUUCGAAUUUCAAUCCAUUUCGUCCAGUUUCGGCUGGUUUGGAUCAAACUGAAAUGCAAGACCUGCGUGCUAAGGGGCAGAGCUGGAAUACCAUCUCCCCAGGUUCGGUUAAGAAAAAUGACGGUUCGAAUGCUUUUGGUGCUGCAAGUUCUACUGAUAUCAAGUUUGGGAAAUCCAACGAUGCGGGUUUUGUGUUUCGAACGAAUCGUACUUCGGUCUCGAAUUCAAAUGUAGGAAAGAGCGGGCUUGGUGAAAGUGUCGGCGAAUCACUUCUGGACGAGAGGAGGAAGUUGCACAUUGGAAGUGAAUCUGAGCAGAAGGGUUCUAAAGGUUCCACUUUUAGUUUUAGCGCAGGUGGGAGAGAAAGUUCAAGUUCAGGUGCAUUUGUAUUUGGAAGCAGUGGUAACAAAAGUUCUGAUUUCGAUGGAAACUCUCGGAAUGCCAACGAUGCAGAGAAGCCUAAAGAAGCCAAGGUUAGCUCUAAGGAUACUGUGGGGAACACUUUUGUAUUUGGAGGAAAUGGCAAUGGGGAAACCAUGGCAUCCGAAAUUCCAGAGAUAAAGGAGAAUCCUGCAAAUGCUGAUCCCAAACCUAAAGCAAAUGAUAAGCACACUUUUGUCUUUGGCAGUGGGAAGAGUACUGCAAGUUUUCCUGAUAGAAGCACCUCAGCGACUAUGCCUCCUGAUGAGAUGAAGAACCUCAACAUACAAGGCUCUGGGAAAGAUAAUGGUGUUGAGAAGACAAAAGGGACUUCUUUUAAUGCCAGAAACAAUAACAUUUUUGAUUUUGGGAGUAAUGAAAAGUCUGCUGAUGGUAGUGCAGAAAGUGUGCUGCCUGAGGAGAUGAGGAAGUUGAACAUUGGAGAUGGGAUGAGAGAUCCCACUGGUCAAAUGAAUGCAAGCUCUUCUUCUCGAAUAUUUGUAAAAGAGGCACAGCAUGUUCCUGCUGUUGAGAAUCCUAUUCCCAUGCCCGUCCCAUUUCAGACUGGAAUGCAGGGAAAAAAUUUAGGAGCUGGACAAGUUCCUUCAUACCAACCAAAUGAUGAGAAUGUUACCAGACUGGAUGGAGCUGGUGUGUCAUCAUCUUCAUUUUCAUCAACUGGCUCUGGUGAUCCAUCAGCAGGGAAUGUGUUUGGAAUGCCUUCCACAGAUAGAGCUGAGAAUAAGGGUGGGUUCAGUUUUACAAGCACAAGAGAUGGGUCAGGGACUCCAUAUAUGCAUUUCAGAACACCAAAACAGCAUUCUUUUGCUUCUACAGGCAAUCUAUUUUCUGAUGUAAAUCAGAAGUUGGAAUUCAGUGCAAAAAAAUGUGCAGUGAAGGAUCAAAGGUUAAAGCAAAGGAAGGGAAAGUUGAAGCAAUCUACCCCACUUAACCAUCGGGCUGGGCAUGAGCGUGUUUCUAGGGCGAAUAGUUUCCAAGCAAGUCCAGAAUCUCCCAGAUCUUAUUCACCCAUGGAUUUUUCUCCUUAUCAAGAACCUUUAGCAGGUGAUGAAGGUUCUAGAGAAACUUCCAUUGCAUCACAUGAGUCCUUCCCUAUUGACUAUAGCUCUGUGUCAACUGAUGCAAAUCAAACAGUCUCUACUGAUGCAACAGCUGAGGUGUUGGCUGCCGAAAGACAACACUUACAUAUUAAUGUUGGAUUGAAUGAGGAAGGUUUCAAGAACAGUAUUGAGAAAAAUGUUGGUGUUGAUCACCCUUCAGAUGAGUGCCUAUCUGGUUCAGAAACUGAUGGUUUUAGGUCCAAGUCAGAGAACAUUGAUGUGGAUAGCGAUGCUAGUGCUGCUACAGCAACAACUGAAACUAGCUUUAGCUCAAACAUGGAGAAACAAGAGAGUGAUGUAAGGAUACCUUUUACUUUUUCUUCAACUACAGAAGAUGCUGGUGAAACUAGUUUCACCUUUUCUGCAUCAUCAUCUUCACAAGGUCAUUUAUCAGCGGCAAAACGCCAUUACAGAAAAAAUCGAUCGAGGAUUGGUCUGGAUUCAUAUAGCUCUACACAAAACUCAAAACUUCAGAUGCCAUCUACAUCAUUGCAGUUUCUUGCGUUUGCUAGUAGUCCGUUGCUUUCAGUUUCAGGUGCUGGCCAGGGUCAGAAAGGAGAUUCAUCCACUUCUGAAAGCAAAGUGGAGAUUAGAUCUGAAACACAUAAAGAAUCAGAUAUCAAGCAAGGUUCAAUCUCCAUAGCUGCACCCCCUACUCAGGAGUCUUGUGAAAAGUGGCGAUUGAGGGGCAACCAGGCUUAUGCGAAUGGUCAAUUAACUAAAGCUGAGGAAUAUUACACAUGUGGCGUGAAUUGUAAUUCUUCAAAUGAGAUAUCUGGAAGCUGCCUCAAGGAUUUGGUGCUGUGUUAUAGCAAUCGUGCAGCAACAAGAAUGGCUCUUGGGAAGAUGAGAGAAGCACUAGAGGACUGUAAGACAGCUGCGGCAAUAGACCCCAAUUUUCUCAAGGUUCAAGUUAGAGCUGCAAAUUGUCAUCUUGCAUUGGGGGAGAUUGAAGAGGCAGCAAAAUAUUUCAAGAUUUGCUUGCAAUCAGGAACUGGUGUUUGCUUGGGCCGGAAACUUGUAAUUGAAGCUUCUGAUGGUUUGCAAAAGGCUCAGCAAGUGGUUCAGCAUAUUGAUCGCUCUAUUGAACUCUUGCGUCAAAGAACAUCAAGUGACGCGGAAAAGGUGUUGCAAAUUGUUGCAGAGGGUCUCUCGAUAAGUCCAUACUCUGAAAAAUUAGUUGCAAUAAAGGCGGAGGCUCUUUUCAUGCUAAGGAAGUAUGAUGUGGUGAUUCGGCUUUAUGAGCAAACACUUGAUUCUGCAGAAAGGAAUUCUUUGACAAUUAGUUCUGAUGACCAGUUAGAAAACAUUGAUGCCAGUUCUAAAGGCAAUAAAAGCUCUGCUGAGAAACUGUGGUUAUUGUACCUCAGCUUGAAAUCAUACUUCUAUCUAGGAAAGCUUGAGGAGGCUCUUGAUUUAUUUGAGAAACAAGAGAUUUUGGGAACUACUGUGGAAAAGGACAGAAGCAAGACUGUGGAAUCAUUAAUGACCUUAGCUGGUACUUUGCGUGAGCUAUUACGACACAAGGCUGCUGGGAAUGAAGAAUUUCUCUCAGGAAGGCAUUCAGAAGCAGUUGAACAUUAUUCUGCUGCUUUAUUAUGCAAUGUUGAGUCACGUCCUUUUGCUGCAAUCUGUAUUUGUAAUCGUGCUGCUGCAUAUCAAGCUUUAGGCCAGAUUACUGAUGCAAUUGCAGACUGCAGCCUAGCGAUUGCUCUUGAUGGAAAUUACCCAAAGGCAAUUUCUAGAAGAGCCACAUUACAUGAGAUGAUUAGAGAUUAUGGACAAGCAGUUAAUGAUCUUGAGAGGUAUAUUACUCUUCUUGAGAAGCAAUCAGAGGAUAGGGCUGGAGCAGCAGGUAAAUCAACUAGCAGUGUGAAUGACAUAAGACAAGCUUGUUUACGAAUUUCCACAAUGGAGGAAGAAGCCAAGAAAGGAAUUCCCUUAGAUAUGUACCUCAUCUUAGGAGUUGAACCAACUGCCACAGCAUCAGAUGUCAAGAAAGCCUACCGCAAAGCAGCACUUAGACAUCACCCAGACAAGGCUGGUCAAUUCUUGGCAAGAACCGAGAAUGGAGAUGAUGGUCGGUGGAAAGAAAUCGCUGAAGAGUUUCAUAAGGAUGUUGAUAGGCUUUUUAAAAUGAUUGGAGAGGCAUAUGCUGUACUGUCAGACUCCGCUAAGCGUUCUCGUUAUGAUCUUGAAGAGGAACUUAGGAAUUCCCAAAAGAAAGGCAGUGGACAUGGCACAAGAACUACAGAUGUUCACAACCAUCCAUUUGAAAGAAAUGCCAGCAGGCGCCAGUGGUCAGAAGCUUGGAAAUCAUAUGGGAGCUCAAAUCACCGUUGGUCAGAGGCAUCUCGAUCAAACAGGUACACUUGACAAUCACGUGUGAAGCAUGUUGGUAAUCACAAGGCCUUGGGUCAGGUUGUAUACUUGAUCCUUGAUACUUGAAGAUAUGCUAGAUGGCUACAUCAUAUGCCCGCUUAUUUCUUCCAAUGGAGUUUCAAAAGACGGAAAGUGACUACAUCAACCAAUGAAGGAGUGACUUCGUUGUAGGUGUAGUGUUUGCACAUGUUUGAAGAGCUCAAAAAAUUUUGAGCAUUGGAGGAUUUCAAAAGGUUGUUGAUCCUCCAAACAUCAGAGGAGGGAAAAGGUUUCCUGUUCUUCUGUGAUAUAUGUUAUAUGUAUAUACCCGGCUAUAUGUACAGCAUACAAGAGAAAUUUUGCCAUGAGAAGGAAAAGGAUGAAAGCCUCAGCCAUUUCCAAGUUCUGGCUAGAUGCUGACAAGAUUGGUUGGGAGUGUGAUACUAUGCUUGGGGAAGAAGGGCCCACAAGUAUAAUUACAUAUUAAUUAUAUUGUCUUAUAUUUUUAUCAUUUGUUUUUUGGGUUUUUCAGAUGUAUUGGAACAUUUAUAUGGGUGUUAAAAUCCUUUCUUGCUUUGGUAAGCAAGGAGGAUAGUAUUAUGGUUGUGAAGCAAUUGCUCACCUAUUUGGGUUGUGGCAGAUCCUUAUUUAUUGAAUGGAAAACAAGUCAAAAAAAGAAGAAA
Messenger RNA from Macadamia integrifolia, 5238 nucleotides. RefSeq lists its product as uncharacterized. Gene Ontology annotation, molecular function: protein binding. The transcript has 11 exons. Lineage: Eukaryota; Viridiplantae; Streptophyta; Magnoliopsida; Proteales; Proteaceae. Bases 272 to 4570 code for a protein of 1432 amino acids. The record is from RefSeq and is a predicted model, not a curated record.